Messenger RNA from Parnassius apollo (apollo), 414 nucleotides. The record is from the annotation of a GenBank genome assembly. Lineage: Eukaryota; Metazoa; Arthropoda; Insecta; Lepidoptera; Papilionidae.
AUGCGCGAUAUGCGCAACAAAAAUGCACCUAUGGGUGGAUGUACAAUUCUGGUCUCUGGAGAUUUUCGUCAAAUCCUACCAGUUGUGACUCGAGGAACACGUGCUGACGAAAUAAAUGCUUCCCUAAAAAGAUCCAACCUUUGGCCACAUGUCAAUAAAUUAGAGCUUAAAACUAAUAUGAGGGUUUCGUCAUCUUCACGUGAGAACAGGCUAUUUCCAGAGAUGCUGCUAAAAGUUGGCAAUGAAGAGUUAACACAAAGUCAGGAAAGGAUUAACCUUGAAAACCUUUGUGUUUUGAUAGACAACAUACAAGUGUUAAUCAACAAUGUCUAUCCUGACAUAGAUAACAAAGUUAUAAGACAAUAUCUUGGUUUAAAGAAAGAGCGAUUUUGUCACCAACUAACGAACAAGUAG